CGCCGAUCUGGUAGUUAUUGCAGCAACCAGACUGACUGCGCACGCGACUUGUUUUGAAAUACAUUCGCGAACGGUCGUAAACUGAAUUUAAUUCAAAAAUAUUAGUGCACAUCUAUUCCGUCCGAGAAGUGAAUUAUUUGCAGUAGAGACAGAAUGAAGUAUAUAGCAGUAUUAACGAUAUUAAUUAUAUCGCAUGUGUAUUCGGCGCCUCAGUUUAUAACCUUCAAGGAUGGUAAGAUAGGCGUGAACUUCGGCGGUUACCACGCUGGAGUCGGGCUCGGAGGUUUAUUAGGUGGUGGUGCAAGUACUGGAGGGUUAUUUGCUGAAGCAGGAACUCCUCAUGGUCAAUCAGCAAGGGCAGGAUUAGGUGGAGCAGUCGAUGGCAAUGGCCGAGCCGGAGGUGGACUUUAUGCUGGAGCUACGGCAGGUGGCAACGUCAAAGCAGAAGCCGGUCUUGCAGGAAGAGUAGCUUCAGAAGACGUAGCAGGCAAUGGGUUUGCAACUGCUCAAGCAGGAGGUCAUAAUGCUGUUUCUGGCUUGGCUGGUGAGUCUUCGAUUGCUGGAGCUUCUGGUGUAACAUUCUCCGGUACGAAAUCGAUCGGUAUAUCGGAUCAAGGUGUAAAACUUAAUGAAGUGCAUACCGAUUUUAAUGAUGCACUGAACGAAGUUAAACCCUUGAGUUCCAUUGGAGCAGAAGCUAAAGCCGAUGCACAUUUCAACAUUGAAACUGAAUCUCGUCCAACAGUUAUUGUUAAAGAAGUUGAUAUAGAGCCACAACCACAAAUUAUAGAAAAGCACAUUAUUCACACGCAUACAAAACCACAUCAUAAUCUUCACAAAACAGCCUACAUUGGUGGUUUUAUUGGCGGUGCUGCUGAAGUAGCUCCGCAACCUCCAGUCGUAGUUUACAAUACUCAACCAGUAAUCGAAAAGAGGUUAGAUGUUGGAGCACAGAGUUCAGCUAACGUAGGUGCAGUGGCUGAAAGUAGUGGCAAUGGAGGCGGUCAAGUAACCUACACUAAAGAAGUUACAGUGUCAAGAAAUCCAACUUUGUUCCAAGAUAUUUUUAACAUUCCAAUUUCGGCACUGAAAGCUGUUAGCAGCUUCCUUAGUAACACAGCAGCCAAUACAAACGUUUCCGUUCAGAAAUCAGCGACAAUCCAAGCAGAAUCUGACAUCAUAUCACCGAAACAUUCAUCAUCAUCAUCAUCAUCAGCUUUAUCUGAAUCACACAUAUCGGUACAGACUCCGAGUGCAUCUCAAGUUAUAGGUGACAUUUUUGCAAUACCGAUUAAUACUCUCAGUGCAGUGAACAAGCUUUUGGAGAACAAUGUUCCAGUAAGGAAAAGAGUACAGGUUUCGCAGGAUGAAUCAGGAGAGCCUACCAGAGUGAGAUUAGGCCCUCACGCAAGAAGACGUGCAAACAAACGUGUGGUGGUAAUACAGGAGAGUGACGACAAAGACAAAUUCGAUUGAAAUUUUUAUAUUAAUACUUAUUUUGUACCUGAUUCUAUUGCGAUUGCGUCAAUAAAACUAAG
Bombyx mandarina (wild silkworm) is the source of this 1538-nucleotide messenger RNA. RefSeq lists its product as uncharacterized. Lineage: Eukaryota; Metazoa; Arthropoda; Insecta; Lepidoptera; Bombycidae. The record is from RefSeq and is a predicted model, not a curated record.